Molecule: messenger RNA, 2019 nt
Organism: Rotaria sordida
Lineage: Eukaryota; Metazoa; Rotifera; Eurotatoria; Philodinida; Philodinidae
Source: the annotation of a GenBank genome assembly
AUGUCGCAUAAUCAUCUUAAUGAAGAAGUUCAAGGUACUGGAAUAUCCAAUAAUGAUCAUACUAUUCGUCGUCGUAAUUCAAAUAAUCAUUUAAAUUUAAAACCAACCACUGUUAUUGAUCAUAUAAAAACAAAAGUCAAACGAAGACGAGCAUCACAUAAUAAUACAACAGAAACAUUCGAUUCACCAAAAGAUAAUAAUACUAAACAAAUAAAUCGAGAACAGAAUAAAUCAGAACCAAAAUUUACAACGAUAACAGUUCAUUCUCAACCGAAUCGUUCAUCACAAACAUUAUUGAAUCAAUAUUCAGAUGAUAAUGAUGAAAACAAACUUAAUGAAGCAAAUAAUUUAUCUAUUGAAAAAAAUGAAAAUAAUAUCAAUGUCUAUGAUCAAAUAGAUAAAGAUGCAAAUACGAAUGAAACUGUUCAAUGGCAAAUAGAUCAGAUAGAAGUUGACAUUGAUAAUCAUCAACGUAAAACACGAACAAAGUCUUAUCCUGAAUCAAUCAGUCAAUCUAAUACAAAAAAACGACAUCAAACAGCACGAUGCAAGAAUUCUCAAAUUCAUGAUGAGGAUCUCAAUAAUAUCUUUAGUGAUUUACCAUCAAACGAACAAUUAAUUGUUGCUUAUCCAUGUGCCUGGCGAAAAGAUAUUCUUAUGCAUGGACGAAUGUUUCUUUCAGUUAAUUAUAUAUGUUUUCAUACAUGUUUUCUUAAAUGGAAAGAAAGUUUAUGUAUUGCUUAUAAAGAUAUUGUAAGUGUUAAAAGAGCAAAAUCAGCUAAAGUACUUCCAAAUGCAAUUAAAUUACGAACAAAAAAUCAUGAACAAUAUUAUUUUGCUAGUUAUAUACCAAGAGAACGAAUUUUUAUUACCGUAUUUCGUCUAUGGCAAAAUGCUUUACUUGAACAACCAUUAAAUUAUGAACAAUUACGAGCCAUUAUUUUUGCUGAUAAAACUAAUAUUGAUGCAUCAAGUGAAGAUAGUGAAGGAUCUAUUGAAGGAGAACGUAAUCGUGAAUAUCCUCCCAAUCGUCGUCGUCAUCCUGAAUCAGUACCUUCGAUUCUUCCAAGUCAUUCAAAAAAAUCACCUGCAGCAUCGACAGCAUCAGAUCAGGAAAUAAUUUCAUCAUCACCAAAUGAACAACAAAUAAAUUAUCCAUCAAUAUGUCCAUGUGAAACUCAUUUAGCAAAAACAUUUGGAGAACAGUUACUUUCAUUUGAUAUUGAUACGCUUUUUGAUUUAACAUUUGGUGAUAAUUCAUUUAUACGUGCUUAUCGUGAUUCACAAAAAUUACUAGAAUAUACUAUCGGUGAAUGGCAUAUUAAUAAUGAAACUGGUAAACGAGAACGUCAAGUAACAUAUAAAACAAUAAAUCAUUCGUUUCUUGGUACUAAUACAAUUUCUUGUAAUGAAAAACAAAUAAUCGAAGCAGAAAAACCACAUUUAUUAUACGUUAUUCGUACAGAUGUAUAUAAUGAAGGAAUGAAAUAUACGGAUGCAUUUUAUGUUUCAACACAAUUUUGUAUGCUUCAACGUGAUGCUGAACAUUCUUCAUUACGUGUUAGUGCUGAAAUAAAAUACAUAAAAAAUAUUAAUGUAAUUGCUAAAUCAUUUAUUGACAAGCUUUCCAAUGCAUCACUUGAAGGUGGUAUCAAUAAUUUAAUUUGUAGACUGAAAACUCAUCAACAUAAAAUAAAUAAUCGUGAAUCAAAUCGAAAGCAAACAACAUCAAUAUUAAAACAACAUCAACAACAAACGAAAGAUUCUUGUACAAGUCAAGAUGAAAAGAAAAAUGAUGUAAUCUUAGAUUCUUCACUUUCAUCAGAAGAUCAAAUAAUAACCAAUGAACAAACGAUUACUGAAAAAAAUCUUCUAUUUAAAAUAAUUUUCUUUUUUGGUAUUUUUCUUCUAAUUCUUCAUACUUAUCUAUGUUAUAAAUUAUAUUCUAUCGAUCAAGCAUUAAGUACUCCAAAUCUUACAUGUCUAAAUCAAUGUAAAACAGGUUUAUUAUUUUACUAA